Molecule: messenger RNA, 2032 nt
Organism: Drosophila obscura
Lineage: Eukaryota; Metazoa; Arthropoda; Insecta; Diptera; Drosophilidae
Product: mitochondrial sodium/calcium exchanger protein
Exons: 7
Coding region: 78-1943 (621 amino acids)
Biological process (GO): monoatomic cation transport; intracellular calcium ion homeostasis; transmembrane transport
Cellular component (GO): membrane
Molecular function (GO): calcium:sodium antiporter activity
Source: RefSeq, a predicted model, not a curated record
AAGUGUCAGAUUAAUGUCGCUUUUGAACUUUGUUUCACUUUCACCCUCGGCGAGCACACACUUGCACACUUUUCACAAUGGCAGAUCAGCUGGAGGAUAACGCAAUGGACAAGGAAUUCAAUCAGUUCUGGGACAAGGUCAGCUGCUACGUUGCGGCGAACUUCCCCUACGACGAGAGAUGCGAAUUUGUGUUGAAUGCCACGGACUGCAUUACCGAAACCAUAUUUGUGCCCUACAUGCGGAUGCUGGCGUGCGACCUGAAGUGCAGGAAUCAGUUCCAGGAACUGGUCUACCUCACAAUGUUUGUGGCACUCUGCCUGCAGCUGCUGAUGUGCCUGACCCAUGUGGUGGAUAUGUACUACAGUCCAGCCCUGAAGGUCAUCUCCCAGAUGAUGCAUAUGAACGAGCAUUUGGCGGGUGUCACCCUGCUGGCAUUUGGCAACACCUCACCGGAUCUGGCCGCCAAUUUGGCGGCCGUUAAUGAGGAAGUGCCAGUGUUCGCCAAUUCCCUGGCAAUGGCCCUGUUUGUGUCGAUGUUCACCGGCGGCAUGAUCUGCUAUAUCAGUCCCUUUAAAAUGAAUACCCAUAGCACGGUGCGCGAUAUACUGUUCUUUAUACUGGGAGUGGCCCUGCUGGAGUAUGUAAUGGCCUCCCACGGUGCUGUUACCAUGAACGAAUGCUUUCUGUUAGUUGUGGUCUACAUAUGCUACAUUAUAGUGAACAUCGUGGACGUGUAUCUAAUGCGAAAAGCCAUGAUCGUACUGGAACGCCAAAUAGCCGAACUGCGGGAUCAGCCACUGACGGUGGAGGUCAGAAUGAAACGGGAAAAACUGGAGGAGCAAUACGCAGAAUAUGCCGAGGAUGCAAUGGUCGAGAUAUUGGAGAGGCCUGACAGUAGGAUUCGAGUCUCGGUUCUCAACCCCGUCCGCGAUAAACCCUCCUACGCCACCAAGCGUGCUUCGCGGGUGCGCAUCAGCGUUAACCCACAUGCCACCAAGAGUGUUUUUUAUAACCUAACGGCUGGCCGGAACAAAGGGCUCUUGACGGAUUUCCUAAAGACUCUGAAUCCCAUCGAUGCCGAGGAAUGGCGGGAGGAAAACAUGUUUGGGCGCGCCUUUCUGCUGGCCAUGGCUCCGGCGAAGUUUGUGUGCGCCGCCUACAUACCCCUCGUGGACCAUGAACUGGAGAAACACGGCUGGAGCAAGCUGCUCAACUGCAUUCACACGUUCCUGAAUCCGGGCAUCACCAUUGUCGUCUCCACAGCGCUGCUCGGCUCCGAUAAGAAGAAAUUUUGGUACUUGGAACUGGGAAAAACAUACUCUUACGGGUUGUAUUCCUGUGCCGUCACCGUACCCGUGGCCUUUGCGAUCUUUGUACAUUCCCGGACGGAUGUGCCGCCCGCCUACCACUGGCUGUACACGAUCAUGAACCUGACUGGCUCCACCUUCCUGAUUUUCGUCUGUGCGUCGGAGAUCGACAAGCUGCUGGGCGUGGUGGGCAACAUAUUGAACAUAGACGAGGACUUUAUGGGCGUCACAGUCAACGCCAUUACUCAGGCCUUGGGGGAUCUGGUGGCCAACACGGCCAUGGCCUAUCAGGGCUAUGAGAAGAUGGCCUAUGCGGCAGCCAUCGGAGGUCCCUUCUUCAACGUGCUCCUGGCCACGGGCGCUGUUAUGUAUGCCAAAUUAAAAAUUGGCAUGGAGGUGACCAUCGAGGAGCAGACAGGACAGUAUGGAACCAAUGCGUACAUUUUCCUCAAUCUAGGUCUCUUUGCCACGCUGCUGUGGACCUCAACGCUGGACUUUUUUGCCCGCCGCUCCAUGGGAAUAUUCUCGAUGGGCCUAUACGUUCUAUUCCUAAUAUUUUCAGUCCUAAUUCAUGAGAACAUCAUUCAUUCGUUUGCCGAUGAUCCAACGGUGGAGCCAUCGUUGGAUCUGGACUGAUAACGGAUGGGAUAUCCAAUCGAAAAUAUUUAUUUGAUCAAAUUUCGAAUCACUCACUAAUGGAACUGAAUAAAUUAAACGCAGCUCAC